Molecule: messenger RNA, 2464 nt
Organism: Saccostrea cuccullata (small rock oyster)
Lineage: Eukaryota; Metazoa; Mollusca; Bivalvia; Ostreida; Ostreidae
Exons: 3
Coding region: 66-2438 (790 amino acids)
Molecular function (GO): protein binding
Source: RefSeq, a predicted model, not a curated record
GACAAACGAUCACACUACAUGUCAAAACAGAAACUGUAACUUCAACGGAUAGAUAUUCGUUUGCAAUGCUUAAAACAAUGGAAGAUUUGUCUGAAGAGAAUAUUGAAGAAACAAAGAGAUAUUUGAAAAAGUACAAAGUAAUUGACAAGUACUUUGUUGAGACACAAAUGUACGACAAAGCAAAAUCGUGCUUAGAAAAACAUGGCAUACUUAUCAUGACGGGUCCUCCUGGUUGUGGAAAAACUAAUGCUGCCAUUCACUUAAUGCUUGGACUAUCUGAUCAAGACUGGACGUGUAGAAAAAUUCAUGCAUUAGAGGAAUUUUCCUUUAUUGAAAAGGAUGAAAAAUCCCUCGUGUUUAUUGAUGAUCUAUUUCACCAUAGCUUAUUGGAUUACGAUAUUGAGAGUUGGUGGGAUAAACUAGAAUAUUAUUUUUCCAAGCAGAUAUUAUGCUCUGGAAAAAAUAACCAGCAAAAAUUGAAUCUGAUUAUAACAGCAAGGGAAAAUGUUAUCAAUAGGGUGUGUUUAUUCAUGAACAGGGUAGCUCCUCUUUUUCAAGAAAGCUUUCGAGUAGAUUUUAAUAGUCUAACUGAUGAUGAAAAACUGGACAUUUUCAGUAAACAAACUGAAUUUUCAAGUAGAGAAAAAAACAUAUCGUUUCCCAUCGUAAACGAGGAAUUUCGAUCAAAGAUUAAAAAAGCAGAAGGACCGAUAGGAUUUCCACUCUGUGCACAUUUAUAUGCUUGUAAGCAGGAAUACAGAACUCGAGGAGUAAAAUUCUUUUCCCAUCCCAUUGAAUUUUUGAAAAUUCAAAUAAGAGAUGAAAUCGAAUCUGACAAGAGUAGCAGAACUAAAACUUUGUUUUUCGUUCUUUUUCUGUUCGAAUGGCAUUCGACACAGUUACAAAAGAUUGGACGUUCCGCAAAAAUUCACAUAGAACGAGAAAGCCAUUGUAGACAGAUUUUGAAUGAUAUUUCUAAGGAUCUGAUCGAUAAUUUUAUUCCAUUGGAUUUUACAGAAUUGGCAAACGUUGCACAAAGACUACAGGGCUCAUUUUUCUUGGUGGAGACCGAAGGGAAUUACAAAUUUGUACACGACAGCAUCCAUGAUGCUGUUGGUGCUUAUUUCUGUGAAACAUAUUUCACAGAAACAGCAAUGUAUUUUCCAUUAGAUAUAAUUAAAGAUCAAGAAUAUUACAAUUUAAGUGAAGCGUCGAUGGAAUUACUUGCUCAACGUCUUAUUUAUGACGCUCUUUGUAAUAGAUUAUCUGAAGUAUUUUCCUGUCGCAUAUUCAGAAAUAAAACAUUUGUUGACAUUUUCUGCAGAGAACUUAAGAAAAAAAAAUUGAUAACAAUAAACAGAUUUUUUACCUUAAAAAACGAAAGCUCCAAUGUAUCACUUCCAUGUUUGUUCUGGGUUAGUCAUAACUCUUUGACUUACGCAUCGGAGAGUUUGUAUGAGGUCACAAAGGAAAAUUAUGUAAAUACUGAUUACCAGUUUUACCUACAUUUAUAUGGGGAAUGCUGCUCUAGAAACAAAAACUUGCUUACGACCGUUAAUGGCAUGCUACGAAAUAAUUUCGAAGAAAUAAAAAAAGAAGUCUUUAAUUUUCGGGAUGCUGAUAAAAACUCAAUUCUUCAUCUUCUAGUUUUGUCUGAGCGAUCAGAUGAGAGUGUGUCGGCUGCGGUUGAAAAGCUAUUAGAUGAUGGGUUAAAUGUCGAUUCUCGAAACGGGAGAAGUAUCACCCCCCUUAUGUUUGCAGUUGAACAAACUUUAUCAAGGAAACAUGUAAUUAAAACACUAAUUAGUCAUGGUGCAAAACAAAAACUUAGUGAUUCCGAACGAUCUACGGUAUAUCAUCAUUGUCUACGUUCUGAUAAUGAUGAUAAGACAUGUGCAGAGUAUUUACAGCUUCUUCUUCCUAAAUUAGAAGAGAAAAAAGAAAUCUUAAGCAAGGGCGAUUCAAGGGGUGAAACAGCGCUUAAUACCGCUGCAAAGCAAAUGCAUUGUAGUAGAAUAUGCAGUAUCCUUAGCCUUCUACAAUAUGAAGAGUGUAUUGUUGGAACAUUAAAUGAGGAAGGAUUCUCCCCAAUACACAACGUUGUUGAACAUCUCAAAGGAAUCUCCACAUUUGUGAAGCUUGAAUGUUGUAUUAGAGUAAUUAUUUUCCUUAGAUAUGGCAUAGAUCCGCAGAAACUCUCAGAUAAAAAUUUCCGUGCUGUCGACUUGAGCAAAGAUGACGUUGUUAACCGAAUUUUGAAAAAUCCCAAGGACAUUUCAGUUAUGAAAAAUUCUUUAGAUGAUUUAUUAAAAAAUAUGGAACCUAAACACUGCAAACUAGACAUUCUUCCAGACCUGAAUGAAAAACUCGGUAUUGAAAUACAAAGUCGCAUAGAAAAAGCUGUUCCAUACUUGUUGAAUGUGAUUUUUGAAAAAUAAAAUGAUUAAAAUACUUUAAAGUAUAC